Messenger RNA from Salvelinus sp. IW2-2015, 2506 nucleotides. NCBI's taxonomy places the organism in Eukaryota, Metazoa, Chordata, Actinopteri, Salmoniformes, Salmonidae. The record is from RefSeq and is a predicted model, not a curated record.
UUUUGAUUGUCAUCAUUACUCUCGACCCAGAAGAAGACAGCGCUCACAAAUCAAGUGAACUUUUGAAAAUGCAUUUGAUUUGGAGAUAGGUAGCCACAUGAUACAACUUUGUCGAGAACAACCACAACUACAUCGGCCUACUUUGGUUUUUCUGCACCCGCCGACUUCGCCCAUGGGCUUCCUGGGCCACAGAGACGUGAUUCUGGGACGGGCACAGUCCCUCCCCUCAGCCUGCCUGCCCUGCGUCCCCCCCUGUCUCCCAGACGUCUCCUCUUGAGAGAAUGACCAUCGGCCCAGACCAGCUCUACCGCCACCAUACCACUGUGUGAAUGACUCUUUGCCGAAAAGCCACCGUGCUCUGCCACCCCGUUGUUGCCAUGAAGAGCAAGUAUUCCCAGUACUACAACCGGACCCUGAUCCAUGCCUACUAUGUGUUUGCCAAGGACAUGACCUSGGAGGAGCUGGAGGAGCGCACCAACGGGAAGGCGCAGCUCAGCUCCCUCAACAUCGUCUUCGUUAUCAUCUGCAGCAUCAUCAUUCUGGAGAACUUGCUGSUGCUCAUUGCRGUGUUCCGCAACAAGAAGUUCCACWCCGCCAUGUUCUUCUUCAUCGGGAACCUAGCCUUCUCCGACCUGCUGGCCGGCUCUGCCUACAURGCCAACAUCUUCCUAUCAGGGCCAAGGACCUUUGAGUUGGUGCCYGUYCAGUGGUUCAUCAGGGAGGGCACAGCCUUUAUAGCGCUGGCCGCCUCCGUCUUCAGCCUGCUGGCCAUCGCCAUCGAGCGCUACAUCGCCAUCACCAAGGUCAGGGUMUACGGCUCRAACAGGACGUGUCGUAUGUUCCUGCUGAUCGGGACGUGCUGGGUCACCUCCAUCCUCCUGGGYGGCCUGCCCAUCAUCGGCUGGAACUGRAUCAACAACCUGCCUGAGUGCUCGGRCUUGCUGCCCCUCUAUUCCAAGAAGUACAUCCUGUUCGUGGUCACCAUCUUCAGCAUCAUCCUGCUCUCUAUCGGCAUCCUUUACGUGCGCAUCUAUCUGAUCGUGCGCUCCAGCCACCAGGAGGCCACCAACUCUCCGGCUUACGCCCUGCUGAAGACGGUCACCAUCGUGCUGGGCGUCUUCAUCGUGUGCUGGCUGCCCGCCUUCACCGUCCUCCUCCUGGACACCUCCUGCCGCAGGCUGGACUGCCCCGUCCUCUCCAAGGCAGACAUCUUCUUCGGCAUCGCCACGCUCAACUCGGCACUCAACCCGRUGAUCUACACGCUACGCAGRAAGGARAUGAGAAAAGAGUUCCUGCGRGUGCUGUGCUGCUGGGGMCUGCUGACCAGCGGGCGCCCCACRGACCGAUGCCUGGUGCCCCUCAAGAGCUCCAGCUCUAUGGAGCACUGUACCAACAAACACGAACACCAGACCACGCCCAUCAUGCAGGCAGAGUGCACCACCUGUGUCUGACUCGAUGCUAUAAUCACACAGUGUGUGUUUUCUGAAUGUGAAUGUGUGUGUGUCUGUUCAACUGGGUGUGUGAGAGGGAUAGUGUGUGUGAUGGGGCUGUGUGCAGGUGAAGAGACUUAAAGAGGAAAGCACAUCUGUGAACCCCCCCAUCCCCACUUCAGACCUGCCACACAGAAGACCGUCUGUCUGUUUGUCUGGAGAGAUGUCACAACAUCGUUGACUCUCAUUACAAUCAUACCUGUGUGAAUUCACAAUCAGCAUUCAACCGAUUCACCACAAGAGCGUGAUAACACAAUCAUCCUCGAGUGAAUUCACUAUUAUUCAAUGAAUUCACAAUCAUAGCUGAGACCUUUUUUUAACAAUGUUUUAAACAUUUUCUUAGGGACUUUCACAGAGUGGAGUCACAAUCUUUGUUGAGGGAGUCUUGAUUAUAACGAUACAUGAAUUCAUGUUCUGCAUGUCCGCUUGUUUGACAUGUAUGCAGACUCUUAUGGAAAGCCAAAUCCACAGACACCAUAUACAUAAUACAUAAUCGUGAUGCUGAGUUGUUGGAGUGUUUUACUGCGCCCUGAUAAUGGAAAGCUUUCACAUAUUGCACUUUGUAGACAUGUAAGCGUUGUGUGAUUUGUUUAUGGCUGUCACCCUCUUGAAAGGUUAAACCACAGAUGUUUCCCUGAGUGAAUUAUAUAUGUAUCGAUACAUACAGUACUCAUAGGCCAUUGCUCAUAUAGAGAGACGUGAGGCACCCAGGCAGUGACUAGUCCUCACUCAGUACUGCACUCCAUGCAGGCCAAAACCCUUACAAGUACCCCUCUAAACCAGGGCUAUAUAUCUUCAUAUAUAAACAUGCAUAGAUCCCUUUGAUUAACUGCAAAAACAAAAGUACUCUGCUUACGUAUAUUGCAUGACAUUCUAACUCCUUUGUAAGAACUAAUGUGUAUUGGUGUACUCCAGUAAGUUCAGCUUAUUCAUUAACAUUCUCUCUCCGCCCACUUAAAUCUGUCCCUCUCGCWUCUACUGUUGUCUUUUGUGACUAACGUUUCCUAAGAGGAAGG